AUGGCUACCUUCACGUACGAUACCACCUCCCCUGGACCUGCCGACGGUUCUCCCUCGCCUCAGCUGCACACAGUGCAUCUCCUGGAAGCAUGCACUUCUGAUCCUCGGCCAGGCGAAGAGCCCCAGCACCUCCUUCCAAUGCCCAUGCCCGUGCCCCUCUUCCCUGCGUCCGGUGACCUCUCUAAGGAUGCAGCAAGUGAGGAGUUUGCUGGUUUUUCUGCCCUGCCAUCCACCGUCUCUGGUCUCGAUGACAUUAACUGGGACGAAUGGAUCCUGUUCGACUCCUCCCCGGUCGAUGUUACCCCACCAUCACUCCAACUGUCGGAUUUUUCCGACAACCCCAUCGAGGAGGCUCACCCAAGCCAAAGUGACGUUGCCGAUGACCCACCCAAUCGACGAGAGCCAACCCCUCCCCUAGCCUCAGACAAUCACGAAGGCAACACAUUAAAGGAGCCGUUGAAUUACUCUGAUAGUUCCAUCGAGGCUGACCCACGCCCAGGUGAGGAGUGCCACGUCUGA
Messenger RNA from Blastomyces gilchristii SLH14081, 519 nucleotides. RefSeq lists its product as uncharacterized. The transcript has a single exon. The record is from RefSeq and is a predicted model, not a curated record. The coding region runs from base 1 to 519 and encodes 172 amino acids. NCBI's taxonomy places the organism in Eukaryota, Fungi, Ascomycota, Eurotiomycetes, Onygenales, Ajellomycetaceae.